Molecule: messenger RNA, 1725 nt
Organism: Abrus precatorius (Indian licorice)
Lineage: Eukaryota; Viridiplantae; Streptophyta; Magnoliopsida; Fabales; Fabaceae
Product: dof zinc finger protein DOF4.6
Exons: 2
Coding region: 116-1060 (314 amino acids)
Biological process (GO): regulation of DNA-templated transcription
Molecular function (GO): DNA-binding transcription factor activity; DNA binding
Source: RefSeq, a predicted model, not a curated record
GGGUUUCAACUAAAAUACAAAAGCUACCAUCAUUUCUCUUUCAGCUUCAUUUCACAACAGCCACCCUGCGUUUCCCUCAACUUCAUCCUUUCAUCCUCUUCCUCUUCAUCUAUCCAUGGACACAGCUCAGUGGCCACAGGAGAUCGUGGUGAAACCAAUAGAAGAUAUAGUAGUGACAAAUACAUGUCCAAAGCCUGCAAGUGCUGUGGAGAGAAAGCCAAGGCCACAGAAAGAACAAGCUCUAAACUGUCCAAGGUGUCAUUCAAUCAACACUAAGUUCUGCUACUACAAUAACUAUAGCCUCACACAGCCUCGGUAUUUCUGCAAGACUUGUAGAAGGUAUUGGACUGAAGGUGGGUCCCUCAGAAACAUUCCUGUAGGAGGUGGCUCAAGGAAGAACAAAAGAUCUUCCGCUUCUUGUUCCUCACCUAGUAAUAAUUCAACCAAUAAGAAGCUUCCUGAUCUGGUUAUCACACCUCCAAGUUUGUCACAUACCACUUGCACUCAAAACCCUAAGAAUAUUAUUCAUGAUGGCCAAGAUCUUAAUUUGGCUUUCCCAGCCACCACCACUACCACCCCAGAUUUUAGAAACAUAUCUGAAUUGGUUCAACAAAAUAACAACAACAACAUGUCAGCUUCAGCAUCUAAUUCUUCAACAACAACAACUACUACUACUACUACUACUACUACAAGUGCUACUACAGCUUCAACUUCUCACCUUUCCGCAUUGGAGCUUCUUACAGGGAUCACUUCUGGUUCAAGGGGUAUGAAUUCCUUCAUACCUGUACCGGUUCCAGCUGAUCCAAAUUCUGUUUACACUUGCGGGUUUCCUUUGCAAGAUUUUAAGUCCACCCUGAAUUUCUCUUUAGACGGAAUUGGAAACGGGUAUGCAAGUCUUCAGAAUGUUCAAGAGACAAGUGGGAGGCUUUUGUUUCCGUUUGAGGAUUUAAAACAGGUAGCUAACACCACCACUACAAUGGAUCAGAAUAAUAAGGAGCAACAAGGAGAUUCUUCAACUGGGUAUUGGACUGGAAUGUUAGGAGGAGGAGGAUCAUGGUAAUUCGAGCAAGUCAUAACUAUUUUCAUACUCUUGCUUUCUAUUAAUAUUCUCGCAGUUUCCGUUCGAACUUUUUUUCUGGUUUUGAUGAGUUCCUUCAGAUCAUGGGGGACUCACUUCACUUGUUUGGAUUUCUUCAUAACUGGCUAACAGCUGAUAGGAUUGAUCCAUACAUGGGUUUCUUUUCUCUUCUGUCAAUUUGUCGUGUAUCUAGCUCCUCUUCUCUUCAUGACCAAGGUGGGAUUUUGAAAUGAAGCUUAUUUUAGGCAGGCUUCAGUAGUACUCAGAAAAUUAAACAAGGGUUACACUACAUAUUUGAUUAUGUGUGUUAACAUAUAUAGAACAGAUCAAUAUUAACCCCAUUUUUUUAGGGUUGACAAGUAGCUAGAAGGGGAGGCUUGGUAAAUUAAGUAUUGCCCUUUUUAUAUUUCAUGUGAUUUCUUCUAUCACAGAAGCAGGGCAACCCACAAUACGUUGUUCCAUCCAUCAUCGACUGGUUUGAUUGUCUAGGUUAUUACUCAAUUCGAAAAAAUUGUAUCAUGUACAAGAAUAUAUAUAUAUUAUAUGAAUGAACUGGUAUGUUAAUUAUGUUACAACUUACGAAUGCAGAUUGCAAAUAUUAAAGCUGUGAGUAUCUAUAUAUGUGAUGCUUUACCUUGUUUUAUCUU